CUGGUGAGUUGAAUGUUUCUUCAAUUAGAAAUUUUACUUUUUUUAAGUCAUCAUAUAAAAAGUUGUAAUUUUUUUAGUAUUUACGUUUAUUGCGAUUUUUUGCUAAACAUAGCCGCUAUGGAUAAGAAAGAUGGAAAUGAAGAUGAAAAAUUAAAAAUUGUGAAUAGAAAAAGGAAAUACAGUGUUUCCAAAAAGCUCAUUUGUUCAUCUGUACCUUACUUCGAGAAAAUGUUUUGCUGCGAUUUGUUGGAAUCUAAAAGAAGUAAAGUGGAACUAGAUUUUGAUGAACAUGUUUUCGAUUCAAUCCUCGAUUGGAUUCAUUCGGAAUCAUUCUUCAUGCGAAUGGAUUUCGUGAUUAGUUUUUACGAUGCUGCUGAUUAUUUGAUGAUAAAUGAACGUUUAUUAAAGCCGUGUCUCACUUAUUUCCAUGAAAAUUUCACCAUUGAACAUCUUCCAGUUGUCCUACCUCAAGUUACCAAAGUGUCUAAAAUCUUAAAUUCUGGAUCUCUUAACAAUAUAAUUUGUCGCCAUUUCUUGCUGAUCGCUAAUACGGAUAUUUUCUUGGAUUAUCCUGUCGAGACUGUUGAAGCUAUUCUCAAAUUGGAUCUGAUGAUUUACUCUGAAUAUCAAGUUUUUGAGUCAAUCAUGAAAUGGGUGGACAAAGAUGCAGACUGGAGAAAAUUUUUACUUCCACAGCUAUUAAACUGUGUCCGUUGGUCUUUAAUGAAUUCUUUUGAAGUUAACAAGAUAAAGGAUAAUGAAUUAAUCAAAGCGCUACCGAAUUUCGAUGAAAUGAAAACCUCCGAUGUGGAAGCUGGAUUCAAUCGCAGCAAACAAAACUUAUUUGUAUCCAUCUUUCAAAGAGAUGAUUCAAUAAUAAGAAUCAAAGCGUUUGAUAACGACUUUUUUUGUUUCACGAUUGGUGAUUUUAUUCAAGACGAUUCAAUGUCACUUGAAUUUGUACAUGGAGAAAACAUUUCAGAUAUCCUCUUUGAUUAUGGAACAAAAGGAGUUCGAAUUGAUUGGAUUAAAAAGACAUUUCGAUUGCUAGACUUUGAAGUUGCUGUUAAAACUUACUACAGUCGAUUCGCUAAAUUCAUUGUAGAGUUUCCGUCUGAUUCCAGUCCCUUCUCCUGUUAUUUGGAAGACAAAUAUGCAAAAUUGCCUGAGCAUGUUCCGGAUGAAGAGUCACUUAUCCUUGAAUCCAAUGGUAAAUUCAUUGUAAUUGGUAAAACUAAAGACGAGGAGUGGUUUGGUCUUUUCCCAGUUACACAUGAAAGUUGGCUCGAUUUUUAUGAUGACUCUUUUAAAGCCACUGUUCUGGACAAUGUUAUUUAUGUACUGACAGAGGAUCUCGAAUUUAUCCAAUUUAAUUACACAACUAAAUGUUUCAUCAAGAGUGAACCAUUUAAAAAGGAGGAAUUCGAUUUCGAUGAUUUAAUUUUAACUUCUCAUCAAUCAAAUGAUGAUAGAUUAAUCCUGGUCGACAAAUCAACUAGAAAAGUUCUUGUUUUUUGCACUUAUGAGGAGGAAUGGAGUGAAAAAUGCUGCAUUAUGAAUGUAAACUUUUGUUCCAACAGCUCCGGCUCUUCGGUUAAUAAAUUAGUCGCCUUCACUUCAACAUGCUUACCGAUGCCAGUUAUUGAACCUUUGUAUAAGCAUAUCGAUGAUUAAUUUUGAACUAUCAUCUGUACCACGCUAUUCUGAUUUUAUUCAGUGUUGCGAAUUCAUUUUUCUAUAAAUUAAAUG
Molecule: messenger RNA, 1749 nt
Organism: Tetranychus urticae (two-spotted spider mite)
Lineage: Eukaryota; Metazoa; Arthropoda; Arachnida; Trombidiformes; Tetranychidae
Molecular function (GO): protein binding
Source: RefSeq, a predicted model, not a curated record